CGCUCGGCCGCGCCGCGGGAGGAGAAGGGGAGCAAGGGGGCCAGGGCUGCAGGCGGGACCCGCUCCCAGAACACCGCCAAGCCUGCAGGCGCAAACCCCACGUGCGGCCCUGAGUCUCCAUCUUAGCCCUUGUCCAGAGGCUGGGGUCGGCGGUACUGGGUUCUGGGCGCAUCCGCCCCCGCCCGACCUGGUCCCGAACUGGAAAGUUCCGGUCCCACCGGCCUGCUGCCCCUGCACGCUCCACUUGCACCAGACUGACCGUAGGGCACAGCGGACCUGUGCUCUGAGCUACUUCCUUUCAACCAGGCUUGGUGCCAAGAACACACCUAGCCAGAAGUCUUCUACUCCAAGUGAACGAAGGAAGAAAAAGCCACAGGCCUGUGAAGUAUCGGCAGAAGCCACAGAGGCUGCAUGUGGCCUAUGAGGCCUUGGAUGGUGUGAAAGGUGAGGAGGCUGAGCCCCUCAAGUUUCCUGCCUGGGAGCCCCAGGGAUGGCAGCAGCAGCUAGCCAACAUCCGCACCAUGAGAAGCAAGAAGGAUGCUCCUGUGGACCAGCUGGGGGCUGAGCACUGCUAUGAUCCCAAUGCUCCUCCAAAGGUGCGGAGGUACCAAGUGCUGUUGUCGUUGAUGCUCUCCAGCCAAACCAAAGACCAGGUGACUGCAGGUGCCAUGCAGCGACUGCGGGCCCGGGGCCUGACAGUGGACCGCAUCCUGCAGAUGGACGAUGGCACAUUGGGCGAGCUCAUCUACCCUGUGGGCUUCUGGAGGAACAAAGUAAAGUUCAUCAAGCAGACCAGCGCCAUCCUGCAGCAGCACUAUGAUGGAGACAUCCCAGCCACUGUGGCCGAGCUGGUAGCACUGCCAGGCGUUGGGCCGAAGAUGGCACACUUGGCUAUGGCUGUGGCCUGGGGCACCAUAUCGGGCAUAGCAGUGGAUACACAUGUGCACAGAAUUGCCAACCGACUGAGGUGGACCCAGAGGCCAACCAAGUCCCCAGAGGAGACCCGAGCUGCCCUGGAAGAGUGGCUGCCCAGGGAACUGUGGAGCGAGAUCAAUGGGCUGUUGGUGGGUUUUGGCCAGCAGACUUGUCUGCCUGUCCACCCUCACUGCCAGACCUGCCUCAACCAGGCUUUGUGCCCCACUGCCCAGGGCCUCUGAGGGUUGUGGGGCUGUGUUGCUUUGGCUCCUGUGAAGUGCCUUUGCUUAGGAGUUUGGGGUAUAACCUGUGUAAUAAAGUGUGGAGGU
Messenger RNA from Sciurus carolinensis (gray squirrel), 1244 nucleotides. It is a transcript of the gene Nthl1, whose product is annotated as nth like DNA glycosylase 1. Gene Ontology annotation, cellular component: nucleus. The record is from RefSeq and is a predicted model, not a curated record. Gene Ontology annotation, biological process: nucleotide-excision repair; base-excision repair, AP site formation; base-excision repair. The coding region runs from base 522 to 1157 and encodes 211 amino acids. Gene Ontology annotation, molecular function: oxidized pyrimidine nucleobase lesion DNA N-glycosylase activity; DNA-(apurinic or apyrimidinic site) endonuclease activity; DNA binding. The transcript has 6 exons. Lineage: Eukaryota; Metazoa; Chordata; Mammalia; Rodentia; Sciuridae.